GCACUCUAUCAAAUAAAAGAUAACAAUUCAAAUAAUGUUUCAUAACAAUAAUAUUUCAUUAACAUAAUCUAUAAAAUGUAAACAGUAAUCACACGAGACGACAGUUAUGUCAACAUCGUAAAUAUCUCACCUGUAGAUCUAUACCGGAAUUUGCCACCAUCUGGUUGACAUUUGCGAUGAAUGAAGAACGGAUAUAUGAUCUGUGUAUUGUUGGAGCAGGUUUGAUUGGGACAGCAGCUGCAAGUCAUGCGUCCAAAUGGGGAAGCGUUUGUUUGGUUGGACCGGAAGAACCAAAGAGUAGAAAUGUGAAUAAUAACAGAGAUAUAUUUGGUUGCCAUUAUGACGAGGGAAGAAUAACACGAUGCACAGACCCAGAUCCAGUGUGGGCAAUGCUAGCACAGAAAUCAAUAGCUAGGUACAGACAACUAGAAAGUGACACCGGAAUUCCCUUCUAUGAUGAAAUUGGAUGUUUAAUGAUAGGAGAGAAGGAUUCUAAAUUUCUUAACCAAGUAACAGAUGUAGUGAAGACACAAAAAAUGGAUGCCACGUACUUAACAAAUGCAGCAUUGAAAGAAAAAUUUCCCUUUCUACAUGUUUCUCUAUCAGACGAUGCGGUUUAUGAAUUCAAAGACGCUGGGAAUAUUAGUCCUCGAAGUUUGAUUCGUGCCCAGAUCACCAAAGCAACAGCCCAAGGUUGUACUCUUGUAACAGAGGUAGUUAAUCGCGUAAGGCGCAUUGAAAGAAACGGUGAAUACAUUAUGUGUAUUUCAACGGACGCUUCACAUAUUUUGGCGAAGAAAGUUCUAUUAGCAACCGGUGCAUUCACCGCUUUUAGAGAACUUCUUCCAGAUGAACUACAACUAUAUGUUAACCUCUGUCCUUUGACAGUUGCAAAGGUUGAACUGUCAGAAUCUGAUUUGGGAAGAAUAAGGAAAAUGCCAAGCGUCUUAUAUUCUGGAAAAGGAACGAAAGAUUGGACCAAAACAUUCCCACGUUCUGAGGGUGACCAUAUUAGUUGGUACAUGCUACCCCCAGUGAAAUAUCCAGAUGGUAAAUAUUAUAUCAAGUUGGGACACUUUCACGACACCAGCUAUAAAAAUUUUACCACCACCAAGGAAGUAAAAGAAUGGUUCUGCCAAGGAGGAGAUAUCAGAUUAGUUGAUGCUACAGCAGAACUGAUCAGCAAUGUUUUAAAGGGCGUUAAACUAGACAGAUACCACGGUGAUUGGUGUGUUAUCACUGAGACCCAAACAGGAAGACCAUACAUUGAUACGAUCCAUUCUCAGCUUGGUGUAUCUAUUGGAGGAAAUGGCUACGCAGCAAAAUCGAGUGAUGAAAUUGGAAGAAUUGCAGCAACUAUGAUGAUGAAAAACAUAUGGGAUUCUACUAUUCCCAAAAAUGUUUUUCAAGUAAAGUUCAGAAGAGAAUCAUGUAAAUUAUAGUAUGAAAUGUCUCUAUAUGGUUUUAACAAUGUAUAGUUAUCUGCUUAAAUAUUAAUAUUAUAAAUGAACUAUUUUUGUGCUUAAAUCAAGCACUAGAGACA
This is a messenger RNA of Mytilus trossulus (common blue mussel), 1543 nucleotides long. RefSeq lists its product as uncharacterized. The transcript has 7 exons. Gene Ontology annotation, molecular function: sarcosine oxidase activity; flavin adenine dinucleotide binding. Lineage: Eukaryota; Metazoa; Mollusca; Bivalvia; Mytilida; Mytilidae. Bases 177 to 1442 code for a protein of 421 amino acids. The record is from RefSeq and is a predicted model, not a curated record.